Cylicocyclus nassatus is the source of this 1425-nucleotide messenger RNA. The record is from the annotation of a GenBank genome assembly. NCBI's taxonomy places the organism in Eukaryota, Metazoa, Nematoda, Chromadorea, Rhabditida, Strongylidae.
GCUAAGUUGUCGUGAGAACCUCCAAGUUUAUUUUUGAGAUAAAAAUGGCAGAAGGCGCACCACCCGCACCAUCCGCAUCUGGAGAUGCUCCGCCAGCACUCACCGAAAUGACCAGCAAAGAUUAUUAUUUCGAUUCGUAUGCGCACUUUGGAAUUCAUGAGGAGAUGUUGAAAGACGAAGUUAGAACUGUCACGUAUCGCAACUCAAUAUACCACAACAAACACUUGUUCAAAGACAAGAUCGUUAUGGAUGUUGGAUCAGGAACUGGCAUCCUUUCCAUGUUCGCUGCCCGUGCUGGUGCUAAGAAAGUGUUUGCUAUAGAGUUCUCAAAUAUGGCCCUACAGUCGCGUCAAAUCAUCAAAGACAACAAUCUCGAUAAUAUUAUCACUGUAAUCCAGUCAAAAGUUGAAGAAGUCACAGAACUUCCAGAUGGAGUUGAAAAGGUUGAUAUCAUUGUGUCGGAAUGGAUGGGUUAUUGCUUAUUCUAUGAAUCUAUGCUCAAUACCGUUAUCUUCGCUAGAGACAAGUGGCUGAAAGAAGGCGGAUUAAUUUUCCCGGACAAAGCAAAGCUGUUCUUGUGCGCGAUUGAAGAUAGGCAAUACAAGGAGGACAAAAUCCACUGGUGGGAUAACGUAUAUGGAUUCAAUAUGUCCGCUAUUCGAAAAGUUGCCAUCACUGAACCGUUGGUGGAUGUUGUAGAUAAUGCACAAGUUGUCACUAACAAUUACUGCUUGAAAGAGAUUGAUCUCUACACCGUGAAAGUCGAAGAUCUCACCUGGAAGUCAGAUUUCCAGCUGCGCUGCGCUAGGAACGAUUAUAUACAGGCUUUGGUGACCUUCUUCACGGUCGAAUUUUCCAAGUGUCAUAAAAGAACCGGAUUCUCUACUGGUCCUGAUGUGCAGUACACCCAUUGGAAGCAGACAGUUUUUUACCUUAUGGAUGCUCUCACUGUGAAGAAAGGUGAAGAAAUGACGGGUUACUUCUCUGUUGCACCAAAUGCUAGGAACGAACGCGAUCUCGACUUCAAAAUCAAGAUGGAAUUCCAUGGUGAUGUCUGCGAUUUGGUCGAGGAAAAUAUCUAUACUAUGCACUGAUUCUACGAGCAUUUCGACUGUAUGUGUGUAUGAAGUUUGAUGUUUAGUUAGCUGGUGUAAAUUUUUGCAUAUGAGCCUGGAAUUUCCCGGUUGCUCCACACGUUGUUACGUCAUAGUUAAGCGCCGUUACGUUGUUGUUCUCCCCUCCCCUUACGUCCUUCUACUUGAUUUCGGCUGUUAAUUGAUCUUCGAAUUCAAGUAUUAUCUGAUGCGGGUUUGCUGCCCCCCGUUGUUAUCUGUGCGUGUGUGCGCCCUGCUCGUUUCCUUUACAAUUGCACAAGUUGCCACCCUGUACUGUUAAAUGCUAAUUAUAUAAAUAUUAGGAGUGGUC